GCUCCAGCGGCUUCAUUAUCGCUUCGGCAGCCCGCAGCUCUCUGCGGCCUCCGCAGGCGCUGUGCUCGGUGCCCUGGAUGCACCGCCCACGGCACGCUUCGUCGUGGGCCGACUGCGUGAGGAUUAUUGUGAGCCGCAGGGGAGGCUGGAGCGGUUUCUGCGAUCGCUGAAAGCUGCGG
Molecule: messenger RNA, 179 nt
Organism: Symbiodinium sp. CCMP2456
Lineage: Eukaryota; Dinophyceae; Suessiales; Symbiodiniaceae
Source: the annotation of a GenBank genome assembly